This is a messenger RNA of Trichoderma asperellum CBS 433.97, 815 nucleotides long. RefSeq lists its product as uncharacterized. NCBI's taxonomy places the organism in Eukaryota, Fungi, Ascomycota, Sordariomycetes, Hypocreales, Hypocreaceae. The record is from RefSeq and is a predicted model, not a curated record.
ACAGCAAACGCAGACAGACCAACCCCGUCUUCUCGACUUUUCCAAAUUCCAAUCUACCAAAACUUCUCUCUUACACACACACACACACACACACAUUCACCAUGAAGUUCUCUAGCAUUGCCAUCUUCGCGGUUGCCGCCCUUGUUCAGGCCAACCCAGCCCCCUCACCCGCUCCCUCCCCAGCUCCCGUCCCGGCCCCAGGCCUCUUCGGCGACAUCUCCACCUUCAUCGACGGUGCCGCCAACAAGGUCUCAACCUUCAUCGACGGCAUCCACUCCAACAUUGACGAGGGCAAAUCCAAGGGCAGCGCCAUCGGCAGCGCCAUCAACUCCAUCCUCCACACCGAGGCGUCCGAUGCCUCCAAGGUCAUUGCCAGCCUCACCUCCGAGGCCGGCUCAAUCUUCAGCUCCCUCAGCAGCGUCGCUGCCACCGCCACCGGCUCGGCUGCCUCCUCAUACAGCAGCGAAAUCUCCAAGCUGAGCGCGUCCCUCGCCAGCGCAACCAGCGAGGCCGCCGCCGCCGUCUCCACCAAGGAAAAGGGUGCUGCUGGCCCUGCUCAGACCGGCUACGUGGCCAUGGGUGCGCUGAUGGGAGGAGCUGCUAUCCUCGCUAACAUGUAAGCGAGGCUGGUGAAUGCUCGCCGUACGUGUUCUUUUAUGGAGCCAGAUUUUGGCCGAGGGAAAUGGAUGGAUAUACGCAUUUGUAUGUGCAUGGUGUAGGGAACACCGUAAAGGAAAGGAGGAAGACAAAAAUACCCCCCUAAUUCACGAGAGCGUAUUGUGACAUGCCUUUGUUAAGGGCGCCUUUUAAUUAUG